AGUCGAACUUUAGAAAGAGAGAAGACUCAGGGGACACCAAGUGGUCCGUUUCGUUCUUCGUUACGUUUUACUAAUACAGCACGACACAGCAUAAAAAGCACCUGUGGAGAAUUGAUUUUAGAAACAAAAUAGACUGCUCAGGAGUUUUGACAAGAUGCAAUCUCUUGACACAGCUAAGCACGAGGCUAGCGCCCCGUCUCGUGCGAACGUAGUGGACCGCUUAACGGUUAAGCAGCCUCGUGCUGGGGUUGCAGCCUCUUCCUCCACCUAUGGCGCGGAGAUCUCCGCCCACCUGCGUAACAUCUUAGGAGAAACGAGCCAGGGCAAAAAGCCCUACAGUACGUAGCUCUAGUUCGUCAGCGUCUUCGAGUAAUAUAACAGUCAGAGCUGAGCCGUUCGCUUACUAAGUAUGCGGCUCCGAUUAUUGGAGGUACCGAUCUUGAGACUUCUUUGCAUGGAACGCACUGUGUGUAUCUCUAUUGGAAGAAAUCCUUGAGAUAUCUGAGAGAUCUUUAGAUUUUUUAGAAAUGAAAGUGACAGUUUUCACUUUCAGAGGUCUUGGGAAUGGAUUUGGAUUUUCAGAGGUCUUUAGGCCGUAUUUCCUUGGAUAUUGCUUUUUGAUUUUUUUGAGUUUGCGAUAUCUACUUUAGAUUUUCUUUUGAGGAAGCAAAAAGCCUGAAGAAGGUGCUUCUUGAGUCAAUUAGUCUUCAAAAGAAGACUCAUUUCUUUAGAAUUUUUUAAAUACAGCAACUCCUUGUUAUCCUUCAUCCGGGGUAGUGCUAAUGAGUGACUUCUUUUGCGAAGUAUCCUAUAGAUCUACUCUUUUGAACUCUUUUCGUCAGAUUUCCUGUCACAUACUGAUACUCGAUUGAUUAGCGCCGAGGAUGGUGUAGAGUUCGUAUUUAGAUUUUUUAGAACAGAGCUCGGCUUCGGACUUUUAGACUUUUUAGAAAUAGCGUCAGCCUGCUCACCAGAUUUCUCAGAGAGAAAGCAUUAGAUUUCUUCCUCCAAAUUUUUUAGAUCGUUGGAAAAUGGCUUGCCAUUUCUUGGCAGGGUGUUGACGCUGUAGUCGACCUUUUUUAAAUCCUCUAAGCACAUUUUUAGGAGUGCAAUCUCACGACCAGAAGCCAUCCAAUUACUUCCAACUUAAAAACAAGAACUGCGCGCACUUGCGCUUAAUAAGAGAGAGGUAGCCUUUGUAUUUUUCAACUGUCAGGUGGCGACGUUUUGGUGCGUGACUUUUUUCCGAAAAUUAAUAGUCUCACUCCACAGUGCGAACGGCAAGGCCCUGGCAAUGAUGUUAUAUCGCUUUUCUAAAUUUUAUACAGUGGAAGUAGUAGGGCAGUGGCCUUCUAUGUCCUUGGGGUGGGUACAUUCAUUCAUCCACUCUAACUCAGUAAACUAUGCUAUGUCUCUACAUCGUUUGCCUUCUCGCUCUCAGUCGGAUUCUAAAUUAUCUAAAUUAGCCUAA
Amoebophrya sp. A25 is the source of this 1471-nucleotide messenger RNA. The record is from the annotation of a GenBank genome assembly. NCBI's taxonomy places the organism in Eukaryota, Dinophyceae, Syndiniales, Amoebophryaceae.